Wasmannia auropunctata (little fire ant) is the source of this 2683-nucleotide messenger RNA. It is a transcript of the gene Cchl, whose product is annotated as cytochrome c-type heme lyase. Gene Ontology annotation, biological process: cytochrome c-heme linkage. Bases 255 to 1073 code for a protein of 272 amino acids. NCBI's taxonomy places the organism in Eukaryota, Metazoa, Arthropoda, Insecta, Hymenoptera, Formicidae. The record is from RefSeq and is a predicted model, not a curated record. The transcript is spliced from 5 exons. Gene Ontology annotation, cellular component: mitochondrion. Gene Ontology annotation, molecular function: holocytochrome-c synthase activity.
CCUCCUCUGUGCUACUCGCGCGUAAUUUCUUCAUUCACAUUUCUGCCACGAAAUUACAUAAUAAUCUCGACGAGACUGCAUGUGCGAAAUAAAGGCGUCGAGGGGCUGGAGGGGCGAGGAGAAAUCGCAAAGGAUACCUCGCGACACCUCGUGGCUGCGUUCCUUGCCCGAAUACCUCGACGUUCCGUUUCGACAACGGAGAAUUCAGGCUGUUGCAUAAUCUCCCUCGGUUUUGAGGGCAAGGAAGGACAGUCAUGGGCAACGCUCUUACCGCGGCGUCUGUAUCAGCGGCCGACGUGAUAGCAUCGCUGUCUCAACAAGUCGCCAAGCUAGAGUCUCACGGGACGAAGGAGAGACAGGUCGAACCGCCAGCGGAAUGUCCCAUGCACAAAUCGGGUCAAUUUAACACUAUAAGCUACACCAGCGAGUGUCCGAUAGAUAAAAUGGACGAAAGUGAAAUAAAUCCUCUAAAUAUGAUGCCACCGGCGAAUCAGCAGCCUGCUCCAGACCAGCCGUUCCCUUUGCCGACCGACAGGCAGGUGUCGACGAUACCUAAAGCGAUCGGGCAGGAGGGAGAAUUCUGGAUAUAUCCCUCUCAACAGAUGUUCUGGAAUGCCAUGCUGCGGAAGGGAUGGCGGUGGAAAAACGACGACAUCUCCCAGAAGGACAUGGACGACAUAAUCAAAAUUCACAAUGCCAAUAACGAGCAGGCCUGGCUGGAGGUUCUCAAGUGGGAGGCCCUUCACGCGCGAGAGUGCGGCAAUCCCAAGCUGCGCAGCUUCGGCGGGAAAGCGACCAAGUACUCCCCGCGCGCGCGCAUUCGCCAUUGGAUGGGGUACGAACUGCCAUUCGACCGGCACGAUUGGAUCGUAGAUCGCUGCGGUAAGAACGUGAGAUACGUUAUCGAUUACUACGACGGCGGGAAGGUCAACGACAAGUACACGUUCGCGCUGCUCGACGUGAGACCUGCGAUGGACUCGUGGGACAACAUCUGGGAUCGGAUGAAAGUGGCGUGGUGGCGUUGGCGAUACCAGUCCAACGACGAACCAGUGUCCACUGCCACGGUGCAUUAGCUCUUAGGUGCCAGUAUGAGAUAACGCUAACCCGAGGAACUUUCACUGAAUUAACAAUUAAUAUGCCUUAAUGAUCGCGCGACAUAACGCUUGUUUUAUGUGGCGAGACAGAUCGCGUUAUACAUACAACUUGUGUAUAUACUAGUCGUAUACAUAAGUAUCGUAAAUACAAGUUUAUGAUAUUUAGUUAGCAAAAUAACAGCAAUUAUUAAAGGGAAUUUAAAAAAGCAUUCGUGAUAUUCAUGAUAAUAAAUUUUAUAUAUAUCUUACAAACAUACAUACGUGUGCACAUAUCUUUUUCGUCCAUUAUACAUAAAUCGAUUAUAAUUUAUCUGUAGUGUCGAGUAGUGAUUGAAAAUAAUUUAAUGGCGAAUUUGUUCUGAAUCAUAGAAUUGUACUUAAAUUAUGUAUUAUAACAUCAAUCUGAUUUAUAUAUAAAAAACAUUCUUAAAUACUUAAUUUUACGAUUGUAAGUUAUUUUGUUAAUAUUGCGACAUUUAGGAACUUAUUGCCAAUAUACAUCGAAUACUCUCUAUUUUAAUCUUAAGGCUAACAAUAAGUAUUCAAAGACCCUAGAUAAAAAAAUUGUAUUUAUUUAUAUUUAUCUUGUAGAUGAUAUGUUAAUCUUUCAUGAGUAUGUACCUCUAAUUUUAUAUCAUAAUUGUUUUAUUUAUUUAUUUUUAAUCAUUACUGCUUUUUUCCUUAUCAUAAAGCGAGGAAAAUUUAUUAUAAGACUUGCACUUAUUAAUGGACUUCAAACUUCAUUUAAUAAAAAAUUAGAAUAAAUUGAUCAAAAAGUAUUAAAGCAUUCGUAUUAUCGCUACUUUUACGAAUUACUUAAUUGCACGGCUUAAAUUAGGAGAUAAAUAAUUUGACAAAUAUUCACUUUUAUACAUUGUAUUAUUUUAUUGUCAAUAUAUAUAGCUCCAUUUAUCUUUCCAUUUAUAACAUUUAUCUUUCUAUUUAUAAUAUUUAUCUUUUCAUUUACAAUAUUUAGCUCCAUUUAUAACAUUUACAGUUGUACAGCAGAAUGUUUAGUAACUUUGUACAUCUUAUAACUAAAGUUACAUAACUUCGUCCAAAUGGAUUGACGAUUAUUAAUUGUAGGAAAGUUCAGAUAUUGUUGAAGCUCAACAGGCAAUUACAAGGGUACUGUUAGACCAAAAAUAUAAACUUUAAAUAUAAUAAUAUGUGAUACAUAUAAUUUGGAAUAUAAGUAUAUUCGGCAGCAUUGAAUCAAAAUUGUACUUCAUUUUCUAAGUAAGAAUACAUGUAACAUUAAUCGUUGGUCAUUAAAAAUAAUUUUAUUUUUACAAAUGUUCAUAUAUGUACAUAUAUUAAUGGCAGUUAAUGGGAGCUAUAUUCUUCACUGACAUUGGUGUAAAUUAUUGGACAAACAUCUUUCCAAGUAAAAUAUUCAAUACUUAAAAAGAAAAAUGAAUAUAUAUUUUAUAUACUUAUAAAAAUUUAUAAUCAAUAGAUUAUAUAUAAGCCAAAAUUGGUGUUACUCUAUGUAUUCCUAUAGUUGCAUAUAUGCAUACAUUAAUGCUGAUAGAUACAUCACACUAAUAUAUGCAUAAAUUAUAAUUAUAAUUCUAACUAUAAUAUAA